Megalops cyprinoides (Indo-Pacific tarpon) is the source of this 571-nucleotide messenger RNA. It is a transcript of the gene atp5mj, whose product is annotated as ATP synthase membrane subunit 6.8PL. The transcript has 4 exons. The record is from RefSeq and is a predicted model, not a curated record. Bases 97 to 255 code for a protein of 52 amino acids. Lineage: Eukaryota; Metazoa; Chordata; Actinopteri; Elopiformes; Megalopidae. Gene Ontology annotation, cellular component: mitochondrion.
CAGCGCCUGCGUCUUCCCAGAACGCACCGCGGUCUGUGGGUACUAGUGACCUUCCUUCAAUUGAGCAGACCAGACAGUGUGCAGAUCUGAAGCAAGAUGGCAGGUGGUGCAUUCUCAGCCUGGUGGGUCAAGGUGGGCCCCUACUACACCAAGGCGUACCAGGAGAUGUGGGUGGGCCUGGGCAUUAUGUCCUACUUGUAUUACAAGGUGUCCUACGGGGGAAAGAAAGCAGUUAAGGGCAAACCAAGCCACUGAUUGGGAUGCUGUGUUGAUCCUUCGCUGUGAAAUACAUCUGAAGCCUCUGUACAUUUUCUGCUGGGAUGUGUGUUUGUCUGUCUCAUGGGAAUGAAUAAACUGGUCUGUUGAGAUCACCCUUGAAGGACACUUGCAUUGCUGUCAGUGCUCAUGUUUUGUUGCAGAACAGCCCACUGUCCUAGUCUCGAGUCAGACUCCAGAUGCAACUUAAGUUAUCUUGGUGUUGUACUUUGGCUCUGUCAGGGUCCAUGUAUGUGUUUUAAUGUUUAUGGUCGUUACACAACCUGGAAACAAUAAAAUCUGAAUUACAGUAUUA